CUCGUUGAGAAGGGCGCGCGCGCGCGGGCGCGAGAUAAAGAUGGCUGCGACGGUGGGGGAAACGGCGUGAUAUGCAGGAGUAGCGGCACUAAACCCGAGUAAAACCACCGUAUGACAGACCAUAGCAAAAUGGAAACCAUGUCACAGUAGGUGUUUACCGGUAAUACCAAGUACUACAAACUCACCUCCCCCCCGAGAGGGCAUUCAUCCUGUGAUUGUGGAGAAAUCUCACCGCGAGCAUGGCUUCGCACGGUAACCAGUACAUCUUUGGGGAGUUCAGCCCAGAUGAGUUCAAUCAGUUCUUUGUGACUCCCCGCUGUUACGUCGAGCUUCCCCCAUUCAAUGAUAAAGUCUCCUGCGUCAGCCAUUCCUCAGGAGGUUACUGCACUCCUGCUGUGCCUUACAUAAUGGAAUCAUUGAGACGGCAGGUUUGCGGAGACGACUACCAGCAUAUCGAGUUUGGUGUGGAUGAGGUAAUGAAUGCGGAGUCUGUGGCAGUGAAAGACUCACUGUACAAAGUCUCCAGCACUCUUAAUCCUCAGGCCCCUGAGUUCAUCUUAGGCUGCCAACCAUCUCAGAAAGCCCUUUCAACAGCCACGGCAGUCGCUGAUAUCCCAGAUGGCGCAGACUUCGACUCCCUAUGUUGCAGCAACUCCGAGACCUCAGUCCUGGGCAGCCACCAGGCCUGCUCGGACAUGGAUGGGGUUUCGGGCGGCUUAGGACAACGGAAGAAAAAGAAAAAGCGACCGCCGGGAUACUACAAUUACCUGGAGGGUUCCAACAGCACCGGUGUGGCCACAGAUGAAGUGGAGGCCUCAGGCCUGGUUAACGGACAUACUCCAAAUGCUCCACUCCUGGGUUCAGAGGACAUGGUAGGGGAAGUGCUAGCUGAGGCUGAGCUCAUCCCCCCAAAUUCUGUAACCUCCAGCACGUCCAAACCCCAAGCCGACCCUUUUUCCCAUCAGAGGACUUGUGAAAGCCCUGACAAUUUGACAUUGGACUUGACGAGCGGAGCUGCCUCUUUGUCAGACAGAAAUGGUGCAGCUUCUUUGUCUACUUCAUCUUCGUCCUCUCAGAGCAGCGGGGUGGCACAGAGUGCCAGGACUGCAGAGCAACAUGCAGAACCCCCUGCCUUAGAGAGUCCAGUACUCCUGGGUAACGGAGGGCACAGCUCCUCUCCACCAUCUCCUCUUCCCCCUGAUGCUGCUGUGGCCACCCUCACAACCACAAUUUCUGCUACUACUGAUGAGAGGGAGGCCGAGGGCUCGGGGGAGGCUAACGGGCUGCCAGAGACUGCCUCGGUUGCUGGAGCCGCAGACGGACUCCAAGACCCGGCUGAAACGGGCGAGGAGCAGUCAGCUUCCUCUGUGACCCCUCUCUCCUUAGACUCUGAAGUUCAGCUGGUAGUCUCGCCCGUUUCCACUGCAGUACCUGUGGCCAACCCCCCGAAAUCCUGGGCCAGCCUCUUCCACAACUCCAAGCCUCUGCCUGGAGGUCCUCAGGCUUAUGUUGAGGUGAAGAGUACACCUGCUGUCGUCGCUUUCACUCCGGCUGCCUCAGAGUUGCCUGAAAAGGCCAAUGAGGUGCACGAUGGCCCUAUCCCUGUGUCUGAAGACCCUAUGGCCCCAAAAUUGGCAGAAUUAAUCGAGAAUGUGAAGUUGAUACACAAACCAGUGUCUUUGCAACCAAGAGGACUGAUUAACAAGGGAAACUGGUGCUAUAUCAAUGCUACCCUGCAGGCCCUGAUUGCAUGUCCCCCCAUGUAUCAUCUGAUGAAGUCUCUUCCCCUUUUCACUGAGACUCAGAGACCCUGCACAUCCACACCUAUGAUGGAUAACUUUGUUCGGCUUGUGAAUGAGUUCAGCAAUAUGCCUGUCCCUUCCAAGGCUAAACACAAAGCUGCUGGAGAGAAGAUAAUGAAAGACCUUAGAGUGGGUGCUCCUUUUGAACCCACAUAUAUCUAUAAACUCACCCUCAUCAAAUCAAGCCUUUCUGAGAAGGGGCGCCAGGAGGAUGCGGAGGAGUACCUUGGUUUCAUUUUAAAUGGACUGCAUGAGGAAAUGCUGGCACUGAAGAAGCUUAUCUCUCCACAGGAAGAGAAAGCCCCCACACCAAAUGGGCCCGAGUCUCAGCCUGGAGCGGAGGAAGACCCUGCUGAGAAGGAGGAAGGCAGUGAUGAUGAAUGGGAACAGGUCGGGCCCAGAAACAAAACCUCCAUCACCCGGCAGGCAGAUUUUAUCCGCACUCCCAUCACCGACAUAUUUGGUGGCCACAUCAGAUCUGUGGUAUACCAGCAGAGCUCAAAAGAGUCAGCCACCUUGCAGCCCUUCUUCACGCUGCAGCUGGACAUCCAAUCGGAGAAGAUCCGCACAGUCCAAGAGGCCCUGGAGGUACUGGUGGCGCGGGAGUCCGUUCAGGGCUACACCACUAAGAGCAAGCAGGAGAUUGAAAUCAGCCGGAGAGUGACUCUUGAAGAGCUUCCUCCAGUGCUGGUGCUUCACCUCAAGAGAUUUGUUUUUGAGAAGACUGGUGGAUGUCAAAAACUGGUCAAGAAUAUUGAUUACCCUGUCGACCUGGAGAUCAGUAAAGAUCUCUUGUCACCGGGGGUGCGGGGCAAAACUCUGAAAGGCCAAAGAACCUACAGGCUCUUUGCAGUUGUCUAUCACCAUGGGAACAGUGCCACGGGUGGCCACUACACUACAGAUGUCUUCCACAUCGGUCUGAACGGCUGGCUGCGCAUUGAUGACCAGGCGGUGAAGAUCAUCAAUCAGCAUCAGGUGGUGAAGCAGACUGCAGAGCGCACUGCCUACCUGCUGUACUACCGUCGUGUGGACCUGCUGUAGAAACCAUACUCGUACACACAAACACGCACACACAGAUGAACAUUCAAACACACGUUUACAUGCAGACACUCUCUCUUACACUCACAUACACACGCACACACACACAACCACGUGUCUAUACAGGAACACUGCCCAACUUCACGAUUGUCCUUUUUCCCUCAACCCUGCUAUUCCAGAGAGCCAGCUUUUCCAAUUUGUUUUUUUUUUUUUGAAGACUUUUCUGUAGUAGUGUUUUCCCCCUCUGCACACGGCCUUGCGCGGGUCUGGAGAAGCUGUGGGGAGAUAUGUUAGCACUGCAGAACGCUCCAUUUCGGAGAAACAGACCUGAAUCACUGCAAACAUCCACAGCCUCAUGUUGAAUGGCCAGAGAGGAUCCCGGCCGAAAGAACUCAAACCAGUUGAGGCUGAUGGACUGCUGGAGAAAAUCAUUUUUUUUUUUUUUUUUUUUUUUUUUUCUUUUUUUUUUUUUAAUUUACUUUUUUAAAUGGCAUAGGAAAAAAUAUGUAGUGUUUUGCCUUUUAGCAAGAGAUGUCGGCCUAAUUUGCAGCAGUUAAGUGGAGCCCGUUAAAUUCUUGACUAGAGCAUCAAAGUGGCCCAACACCAGCAAGCUACCAAAAUUUGUAUAGAUCUCAAUGUAGGAGUUUGUCGACUCCACAAGCAAGACACUUCAACUCCACCAAAACCACCACAACCUCUUCUCUGCCCCAUUUCUCUCACAAUCCUGAUGCUUUAGAUUACACUUGAGUCAUGGGAAGAACAAAGAGCGGGUGGGAGAAAGGGUGCUGCAGUGUG
This is a messenger RNA of Cyprinus carpio (common carp), 3635 nucleotides long. RefSeq names its product ubiquitin carboxyl-terminal hydrolase 10-like. NCBI's taxonomy places the organism in Eukaryota, Metazoa, Chordata, Actinopteri, Cypriniformes, Cyprinidae. Gene Ontology annotation, cellular component: cytosol; nucleus. Gene Ontology annotation, biological process: protein deubiquitination; regulation of autophagy; DNA damage response, signal transduction by p53 class mediator. Bases 240 to 2843 code for a protein of 867 amino acids. Gene Ontology annotation, molecular function: cysteine-type endopeptidase activity; cysteine-type deubiquitinase activity. The transcript is spliced from 15 exons. The record is from RefSeq and is a predicted model, not a curated record.